GCGUGUGUGUGCUUAUGACUGAAACUAGGUCAGGAUUUUACGGAGCAGCACCCUUUUGCUGUACUUCAUCACAUUGGGCGUGACUUUAAGUAGUGUAGCCAAUCCCCUGUCUCUAUUCUCAGAUGGGCGUGUCAUACAGUCAAUGCUCAGAAACCGAAGCCAACUCGAAUAAACAACUAACUUAGCUUGUUUGCUAGUUAGCAACUUCUGACAUGGCGUCGUUAACGGCGACAGAAGCAGCGACAUGCCCGGGUGCAAUACCAGCAGCAGAAUCCAUAGUGCCCGCUUGUAUGUUUGCACCGGACCAGGGAUGUGCCGACGACCCAUGCAGCGUAGCGGGCUUUGAGGACGGCGAGGGUACAAACGGCGAGUCCGCGGAUCAUUUAGACUUGAGCAGCAAGCUUGUCCUAGUGAGUCCAACAGGGCAACAGUACGAUUCAUUACUACGACAUCUGAGGGAGCAGAUAGAUGAGGGCUGCGGGGAGACAAUCUUUGUGGUCGGGAUGGGCUCAGAUGGGGGUGACUAUGGUCUGGAUGACAAAGACAUGGACGCGUCGGUCGCCACGGUGCGGUCGCUGUGUGAACAGAUUGAGGCUGACCUGAUCUUGCUGAGGGAAAGGACAGACACUGGCGGAAAGAUUCAGGACUACCUCAUCCGCCGGCGUGUGGGCGAGCAGGAUUUCCUGGAAGUCAGAGUGGCGGUGGUAGGGAAUGUGGACGCGGGGAAGAGCACUCUGCUUGGGGUUUUGACCCAUGGUGAGCUGGACAAUGGCAGAGGCUUUGCUCGCCAGAAGCUCUUUAGACACAAACAUGAAAUGGAGAGUGGCAGGACCAGCAGUGUGGGCAAUGAUAUCCUGGGGUUUGACCAGGAGGGACAGGUGGUGAACAAGCCAGACAGCCACGGUGGCAGCCUUGACUGGACCAAGAUCUGUGAGAAAUCCUCAAAAGUUAUCACCUUUAUUGACCUGGCUGGCCAUGAAAAGUACCUCAAGACCACUGUAUUUGGCAUGACGGGACACCUGCCUGAUUUCUGCAUGCUCAUGGUUGGCAGUAACGCUGGCAUUGUUGGCAUGACCAAAGAGCAUCUGGGUCUGGCUCUGGCCCUGAAUGUGCCGGUGUUUGUAGUGGUUACUAAGAUAGACAUGUGUCCGGCCAACAUCCUGCAAGAGACGCUAAAAUUGUUGCAGCGGUUAUUAAAGUCACAAGGCUGCAGGAAAAUCCCCGUGCUGGUCCAGAACAAGGAUGAUGUCAUCGUCACAGCCUCCAACUUCAGCUCUGAGAGGAUGUGUCCAAUUUUUCAGAUUUCAAAUGUGACGGGGGAGAACAUGGAUCUGCUGAAGAUGUUCCUCAACCUCCUUUCUUCUCGGACCAACUUCAACAACGAUGAGCCUGCUGAGUUCCAAAUAGACGACACAUACUCAGUACCGGGAGUGGGCACAGUAGUUUCAGGGACUACGUUACGUGGAAUGAUACGCCUCAACGACACACUGCUUUUAGGCCCAGACCCGCUGGGCACCUUCAUCCCCAUAGCAGUUAAAUCCAUCCACCGCAAGAGGAUGCCUGUCAAAGAGGUUCGAGGUGGACAGACAGCGUCCUUUGCCCUCAAAAAGAUCAAACGUUCAUAUAUAAGGAAAGGCAUGGUGAUGGUUUCCCCAAAGUUGCUGCCACAGGCCACCUGGGAGUUUGAGGCUGAGAUUUUGGUGCUGCAUCACCCCACCACGAUAUCCCCCCGAUACCAGGCCAUGGUUCACUGUGGCAGCAUCAGGCAGACCGCCACAAUCCUGACCAUGAACAAAGACUGUCUGCGGACAGGGGACAAGGCCACAGUCCAUUUCCGCUUCAUCAAGACUCCAGAGUACCUGCACUGUGACCACAAACUGGUGUUCAGAGAAGGACGCACCAAAGCUGUGGGCACCAUCACCAAGCUUCUCCAAGCAGUGAACACCCAGGCAGCGAAAGCCCAGCAGGCCAAGAUGCAGGCCAGUAAGAAGACUUUUAAAGACGGCACGGCAGCCAAUGAAGAGGCUGGAUCCACUGCACGACCGCCCAGUCCUAACACAGCACAGCUACCAACAGUGGCAGAGGAGGAGGCGCUAUCUAAAGAUGGCAACAAAGAGAACAAGCUCAAGUCGGGAGGGGGAGGACGCAGGAGAGGAGGUCAGAGACAUCGAGGGAAAGGCCUGAGUGCUGAAGCUAUCUCCACAGCCGUGCCUGCCGGAGCUGCCGGCACCGCCUGAUAAACACAUCCCGUCUCGUCUCUUUUUGCAGGGAGGGAAAGUGACUGCAUGGGUCUCCAGUUGGCUGCGUACUAAAUGCACAUGUUACUUUAAUACAAAAUGACAACUGAACAGUUUUCAUCCAGAAAGAGUGAAUUAUUUUCCACAUUAAGUCCAUUUAAAUGCUUUAUUUGUGCAAUUAUUGUAUGGGCUGGUGAAGAUGAUAUUGAGUUUUAAUUUAGUUUGAGUUUAUUGCGGUUAGAUUUUUAUUAUAUAACCCAUAUCUAGUUUACUGCAAACGUUCUGGGGGUGUUCAGUCUUGAUUAUCAUCAGAACUUUUCUUUUUUGGCAUUAACUGUUUUCCUCAGCCAGCAGUCACUCUCCCUGCCUAAACUUUCUCCACACUCUUUUUGACACUCUACAUAUGUUCUUUUUCCUUUUUCGUCAAUAUCUCGUGUUCACCACCACCUAACUUUUCAAGAACGCUUCUUUUUUUCCGGACAGCAGCAAGGAUUGGAGUCUACGUAGCGCCACGUCAGUCACGUGAGGAAGAAGACUGUGUUGAGUUGUUGAAAACUGCCUUUUAUUUUAUUUUUGGCUUAUACAAAGCUCCGUGCCAUUGGCAAUUUGAAUUCACAUGGUGAAUGGAAUGAUCUGUAAUGGAGUUGAUGCCAACCUUAGGUGUAUUCAUGUCUGUGACAUAAAGCAAACAAUUUGCUAAGGGGCAGAAAAAAAAAGAAAAUCACAUGAGCUUGAUGCUCGUUAAGUUGUGUAGUUUAAUGUCGGUUCACCCUACCGUUCUUUUGGGUUGGUAGCUAAAAUUGUCUUCUGGAAAUCACAGUCUGAACAGUUUCUUUCCUUGUGUAACGGUGGUAAACGGUUGGUGAGUUUUGUUGCCAUGCGACAGAAAAGUUAUUGUCCUCUCCUGGACCCCUGGAUACGACACUGUUCACAAGCCGUUGCCUGUCGUAGCGUUAUGUCACAUCUUGUUGAUAAAGAGUAAAAGAGUCUCUUACCCAUUUGAUCUUCCCUAACACAACAUUUGAUCUUUCCAUA
This is a messenger RNA of Etheostoma cragini (Arkansas darter), 3272 nucleotides long. RefSeq names its product GTP binding protein 1, like (gene gtpbp1l). The transcript has 15 exons. Gene Ontology annotation, molecular function: GTP binding; translation elongation factor activity; GTPase activity. The coding region runs from base 213 to 2237 and encodes 674 amino acids. The record is from RefSeq and is a predicted model, not a curated record. Lineage: Eukaryota; Metazoa; Chordata; Actinopteri; Perciformes; Percidae. Gene Ontology annotation, biological process: translational elongation.